Topomyia yanbarensis is the source of this 3360-nucleotide messenger RNA. RefSeq names its product leucine-rich PPR motif-containing protein, mitochondrial (gene Lrpprc2). The coding region runs from base 159 to 3272 and encodes 1037 amino acids. The transcript has 2 exons. NCBI's taxonomy places the organism in Eukaryota, Metazoa, Arthropoda, Insecta, Diptera, Culicidae. The record is from RefSeq and is a predicted model, not a curated record. Gene Ontology annotation, molecular function: protein binding.
CGCAUUGCAUGUUAACAAAUUUUGUUAUGGGUAAUCGUUUCUAAAACCAAAACAAUCUCCAGUGCUCAUGUAACAUUUUGCGAAAAUUUAAAAUACGUAUUAUUUUAGCAGUUGAAUACAUUGUUAUUUAUUUAAAGUGUUUAACAGACCGACCAAGAAUGAAUAUUUUGCGCAAUACCAUAUUGCGGCAGCGUGCGCCGCAUAGCGCGAGUGCAAUCGCCUUGAAAGUUUCUAGUCAACCCACAAAUCCGUACCGGUAUACGUGCAACCUGCAUGUGCGGAGCUGCACUCGCCCGCUAACCGUGGCUGCUAGCAAUAGGAACCAGGUUGAAAUACGUUCACCCAUGGCCCAAACGAGGCCUGGAUUCCAACGGGAAGAAAAAACCACAACCACUUUGCUGGAUGAAAUGGGAGCAGAGGCCCGUGUCCAUCGGCGCGUUCAGUUGGAGAAACUCAAUAGAGUGCUGGCUAAACCAGAAGUUAUCAGCGGUGUAUCAUAUGAAUUUCUGCUUGGUUGCUGUGGUCGGUUGCUGAUGGAACAACCAGUGGAAGCUAGAAUGAAGCUCUUCAAAUCUAUCUGGUUCAUGGCUGGGGAACCGUCAACGACAACCGCGGCCUUAAACCGGUGGAAGGUGCUACUGAGGGUUCAUUGCGAAAAUGGCAUUGACUUGGAAGAGCAACAUAUAGAGGAGUUUUUGGGGAAAGUUAAAGUGGCGAAAGAUGAAGAGUUUUACCAGCUACUGCUUGGAGUCGUCAGUGAGCGUGGGGAUAUUCGUAGGAUGCAGGAAGUGAUGGAUAUCGCUCAGAGAGAAGGCUACAAAUUUAAUAGUGAGUUUGGUAGGGUGCUGAUAAGAGGUUAUUGUAAGGCCAAAGAUCUUCCGUCCGUGAAGGCAGUCUUGGACAGGUUGAUCGCUGAAAACAUAUACCUGAAUAGCGGCAUAUAUGGAGAGCUGAUUGUUGGAUAUUUAGCAAACAAGAAAAUCGCUGAUGCCCUCGAAUUAAUCAAUGAUAAAGGAAAGCUUUUGAAAAAAGAUCACGUGGUAGAAGCUAUAAAGGAGGCCUUGUUGGGUGAUCAUAAUGAAGUGUUAGGACUGCUGGUUAAACUGCUACCAGCCACUAUGCGUGACAAUGCUAUACUCGAUCCAGUUCUAAGAAACCUUUGCUCGGAUCUUAUGAAUCUGAAGAAGUUUGAUGCUAUUCACACCCUGCUAGGUGCACUGCCGAUUCCACGCUUUGGGGAAGCUGAGAGUUACGACACCUACGGAUCUGCGGUAAUAUUUGAAAUGAUCAAAACUAGAGUGCCUCUGGAAGAAGUUACAUCAUUGGUCGAAUUUCUUAUCAAAACCGGGCGUAACACCCGGGCUCUUCACGUAGCUUGCGAUUGCGCUGCCAAAAAUAGGAUUGACAUUUACCCACAUUUACUCGGACAGCUUCGAGAGCAAGAAGACCUCAGGCCACAUUAUUUUUGGCCGCUGAUUAUUCAUAACUUUACCAAACAGGGUGAAGCGGGAGUUCUUAGCGUUUUGAAGUUAAUGCAACGAUUCGGAACCGAACUGGAUGCGGAAACGUUAUCGGUGUUUGUUUUACCUAAACUUUCGAUCACGCUGAAUGAUGUGCGUGGGGCAUUAAAACAGUUCGAAGACAGAGGUAUAAAAAUGGCAACGCUAAUGACCCCACUUGUUUCCCACCUACUUCACCAGAUCCGAUUCGAUGAUGUGAGCAAAAUUGUUAAAUUGUAUUCAUCCAAACUAGACACAACCGUUCUGAUUUGGCCGCUAACGUUGCAGGCGAUGGUUAGCAAAAAUUCGGAACACUUCCGAAAAGUAGCUGUAGUCGUUCGCGAUCUGAUGACGAAAGCUCGAGAUCCAAAACAUGAUUUGGCCGGUCAACUUCUUUUGGAACUGAUAAGCAAUAAAAAGGCUAAGCACAAUAUCAACUCGAUCAAGUCGCUUUUGAAGCAAUAUAAAAAUGCUGAUGUAAAGAUCAGCAGUAUUAGUGCAAAUGUUUUGAAGAAAUAUAAUCAAGAGGAUUCUGAGUUGGAAGACCUUUUAAAGACUCUGGUAUAUGACAAGUUGACGCUUCCCUCCAAGGAUCUGCUCAGUCAAACAAUCGUUCACCCGCGCGAUAUGGGCUAUGAAGAGCUGGAAUGCCAUCUAAGCGAACUGGUGGAAAAAGGCAUGAAUGCCAGAGGAGUGUUGCGUCGAUUGCUGCAGUUAUGCGUUCGGGAAAAUCGUUUGGAUCGAGCCGUCGAGAUUAAGCGGCGAUGUGACGAAGCAAAUGUCGAUUUAAGCUCCGGAAUGAUGGCUUCUAUUUUUGAUUUACACAUCAAACUGAAAAACGUGGAUGAAGCUGGUAAAGCUUUGGAAAAGAUUAGAUCUACCUUUCCUAGCUUCUUGAUCGACGAUCACAAAAUAAUUGACUUUGCUGCACUUCUUAUUGAAAAUGGUUUCUCAGCGAAUGCUCAGAAAGUCCUCCGUCAGCGAGCUGCAGCUGGUCCUAUUCGAGUGGGAAAUGCGAACAAAAAUAUUUGGAAUCUACUAAACAUCACAGCACAGAAAGCGGUCAAUGCCGAUCCCCAUUCCCAGAAAAAUCAAACCCACGAAUUGCUACAAUUCCUCGUCAAGCAAGGAUACUGCACAUAUGACAACGCCAUCCUAGGUCCGGUUAUUCGAGAAUAUCUGCUGAAAAAUCAAACUCUCAGCGCGAUUACCGAGUUCAUGCAAAUGGCUAAGGAACAUCGACGAACUCCGCUGCAGUUGGAAAUUAUAACUACUCUGGUUCGGUUAACUAACAGCAACGACCCAACGAUUCCUCCGGAAAAAGCCAAAAUCUUACUUGGUGAAGUAAUCCAAGCUGCUUCCGCCAUUCACGGUCCUACCAAUACCAACAACACGCUUCUGGUAGCUCUUGCCGAAGCCGGGACGGAAGCUCAACUGCGCCGAAUGUUGAUAAAUCCGGAAACUCGAGUUAAUCUCGAGUACAUUCUGACGCAGUGCGAGUACCUUAUCGAUUCGGGCAAGCUGGACGUAGUUCUUCGGCUAGCCAAGUGUUCGCGUGGGUUGGCGAAUGUUCGGGAAGCGGACUUUUUGGCGCUUAUUAUGAAACAGUACGCGAGAGAUAAUAACUGCGAGGCGGCGGUUAAUUUGUUUCAUCGGCUGCAAACCGAGGAUGGGGAGAUGACAAUUUCCGGGGACUUUGCGAGGAAGCUGAUUGAUCUGUUGGAAGUGAAUAGUUACGAGGUGCCGAAUGCUAUUUGGUUGUAUGCGAAGUGAACAUCGAGGUUGACACCCUGAGGUUCAAGCUUGGAUAAUGGAUAACAAAUAGAGGGAGUAAGCUUUUUUAACGAGAGCUACGAGCAAA